Messenger RNA from Neoarius graeffei (lesser salmon catfish), 924 nucleotides. It is a transcript of the gene gsg1l, whose product is annotated as gsg1-like. The coding region runs from base 1 to 924 and encodes 307 amino acids. Gene Ontology annotation, cellular component: plasma membrane. The record is from RefSeq and is a predicted model, not a curated record. NCBI's taxonomy places the organism in Eukaryota, Metazoa, Chordata, Actinopteri, Siluriformes, Ariidae. The transcript is spliced from 5 exons.
AUGAAGACGAGCCGCCGGUGUCGCGCGCUGCUCUCCGUGGGCUUGAACCUGCUCGCGCUGUUGCUCUCCAGCACAGCGUUCGCCACGGCGUACUGGUGCCAGGGCACGCAGCGGGUCCCCAAACCGAGCUGCAGCCAGGAGAGGCGGCACCACUGCAUCGACUACGGAGCCAAUGACACCGACCCGAGCAAAGUGCACUACAGCUGGGAGACCGGGGACGACCGCUUCCUGUUCCGCCACUUCCACGCGGGCAUCUGGUACUCGUGCGAGGAGAACAUCCACGGAGCAGGUGAGAAAUGCAGGAGCUUUAUUGAUCUGGCUCCAGCAUCUGAAAGAGGUGUCCUUUGGCUGUCAGUGGUCUCCGAGGUGUUAUACAUCAUGCUGCUGGUGGUUGGCUUCAGUCUAAUGUGCUUGGAGCUCUUUCACUCCAGCAACGUGAUCGAUGGCUUGAAGCUGAACGCCUUCGCUGCCGUCUUCACGGUGCUGUCAGGUCUUUUGGGAAUGGUGGCUCACAUGAUGUACACCCAGGUGUUCCAGAUCACAGUCAGUCUGGGACCUGAAGACUGGAGACCACACACCUGGGACUACGGCUGGUCCUUCUGCAUGGCAUGGGGAUCUUUCACCUGCUGCAUGGCCGCCUCCGUCACCACGCUCAACUCCUACACGAAGACAGUCAUCGAGUUCAGGCACAAGCGCAAGCUCUUCGAGCAGGGUCUCCGUGAAGAACAGGCCUUCCUCGACCAAGAAGCCUUCCACUACUUCCAAGAUCGCUCUGUGCAGUCCGUCUCCAGCUCGGUGGACCUGUUCCCAGGCCACACGAGCGCCCAUAGCAGCGCUUAUAGCAGUCGGGGGAAAAUGCGUGCUCCUUCAGCUUCCAUGGACAUGCCAGAAAACGUAGAUUCUCUCGGAGAGGAGCAGUGCUGA